UCAACCAUUUAAUAUAUUAAGCUCCAAAAGAACGGCUCUUCUCAUUUCUCUACACUAUAUAAACACUUGUUUCAUUUUCUCCACCACCAUCUCCUCCUCCUAAUCCUCUCUCUCUCUCUCAUCCCACAACACUCUCCUUUUCCCUUUUCGCUUGGCGAAACUAUAUAUAAAAAAGAAGAAUAUGAAGAGGAUGUUUUUGAGGGCUUGCUUUAACAAGUGGAGUAAGAUGGGGAGUAGAGUUAUACCUUGUGGAGGAUGUGAGCACUGCUGUAGCCAAUGGGGACUGUGGGGUUCUUUGCAUGAAGGGAAGUCUUCAAUACCUAAAGAUGUUCCAAAGGGUCAUUUAGUGGUGUAUGUAGGAGAAAACUACAAGAGAUUUGUGAUCAAGAUUAGCUUACUUGAGAAUCCUCUCUUCAAGGCAUUGCUAGAUCAAGCUCAAGAUGAAUAUGACUUCACUGCUGAUAACAAACUCUGCAUUCCUUGUGAUGAGAGUAUUUUUCUUGAUAUUGUUCGAUGUGCUAGCUCUCCACAGGGUCCAACAACCUGUCUGUGUCUUUAAGAUUCAUCCAAUAGACAACUCCGAUUGAUUCUUGUUUC
Messenger RNA from Jatropha curcas, 597 nucleotides. Its product is annotated as SAUR-like auxin-responsive protein family. Gene Ontology annotation, biological process: response to auxin. NCBI's taxonomy places the organism in Eukaryota, Viridiplantae, Streptophyta, Magnoliopsida, Malpighiales, Euphorbiaceae. The record is from RefSeq and is a predicted model, not a curated record.